UCAACCCAGGAGGUGGAGCUUGCAGUGAGCACUGCACUGCACUCCAGCCUGGGCGACAGAGCAAGACUCCAUCUCAAAAAUUAAAUUUAAUUAAUUAAUUAAAGGGGGUUUCUUAAGAAAUAUGUGGUCACCUCAGAGCUCCUGUAUAUAUUUUGGGAAUGGGAGUGAAGAAUUUCACCAACAGUUCAGGGCCUUUCUGGCUUCUGGCCAAUCUUGGGAGAGAAGGGGUUUCUUUGUGGACUUGACUCCCUCAUCUGAUAGAUUCAUUGUGUUCGCCCACAGCUUCUUAGGCUGUGCUGAUUAUCUCCAUCAACAGCUGAAAAACGAGUAAUCAGGGAAUGGGAGUUAGGGAAAGACUGCUAUCUCUGGUGUGACGUGGUUUCCAGGCGGAAUGCUGGAAAGGUCAGUGUGCCUCCUUUACUAUGUAGUUCUCUGGAUUGCAGAAUGGUACAAACUUACUUACAUCCACUUAGGAGUACAGCAAUGAAAAAGAUGAUGCUUGCCUUUUAAGAGGCUAUUAAAUGACCAAUGAUGGAGUGAUAAGGGCCCAGCUACUCUAGGAGGCAACUGUUGUUUCCUCUAUUAAUAGGGAAACCAAGCUACAGUUAAAGAGACUUGCGCACGUUCAGACUUUGUAACACUUUUUCAAGCCAGUGGCUCCUCCCAAAUGGCCAAGGUGUCCCCACCCAUUCUCCUGACCUGCCCAGCCCUGUGGUUGCUGUCCAGGGAGCUAAGGCUCUCACCAAACAAACUUGAAGAUCUGGCAGACCUAACAGACCUGGCCUUCCUCUGUGCCUCUGGCUGUCUGUCUCUUUCAUCCUCCUCUGCCUUUCCCCUGCCCUUGAUCCCUUCUGUAGGUCUUGACUUGUUUCAGGAAACAGGUCCCAUCCCAUGGACUCCCAUUCUGGGGAGCCAGCGCUCCUGCCCUGUGGGACCUGUGACAUGGUUUUCCGCUCCUCAGCUCUGUUAGCCACCCACACACAGCGCUUCUGCAUUGGCCAGCCGACCCAAGAGAAGACAUUUGGAGCACAGCCCUCAGUUGCCACUGAACCCCAGCGGGCCGAGGUUGUGCCACAAGAUCUCCAGGGCCUCCCAGACCAGCAGGCCAGUAAAUCUGCUCUAAAGAGGUUAACAGAGGAGGUGCAGUGGCUGCGGCUAUCCCUACAGGAAAUGCGGCCCUGGAUAACAGAGGUCCCCAGGGUGCUCGCGGGGUCCUGGACACGUUCCGAGGCGCGCCCUCAGAGUCCCAUGUCCGAGGCGGUGGGAAGCCCCAGCGAGCGGCUGCAAGCGCUGCUCAGGACUCGCGCCAGGCGCGUGGCGGAGACGGAAGCGCAGAGCCGGGCCCUGCAGCGACGCGGCCAGGAACUGAGCCGGCGCCUCCAAGGUGUGGCCUGUAUGCGGGGCGGGAUGUCCCGCUUCUUCGGCCUGGAGCAGGAGAUUCGAGAACUACGAACUGAGGCCAGGAGGACGCGGGGAGCUCUAGAGGUGCUGGGGGCCCGCAUUCAGGAGCUGCAGGCGGAGCCAGGGAACCCGCUGAGCUCCGGGCGAGAGGCAAAACUCUAUUCUCCGGUGCUAAAGGCCAACCCGGGAACUCUGGCUGCCGAAAUCGGGGCCCUGCGGGAGGCCUACAUUCGAGACGGAGGCCGGGACCCCGGUGUGCUGGACCAGAUAUGGCAGUUGCAGGUGGAGGCGUCUGCACUGGAGCUGCAGCGGUCGCAGACCCGCAGAGGAAGGGCUGGUGCCACCUCAGGGGAGCUUCCAGUAGUGGAGGCUGAAAACCGGUGCCUGGAGGCAGAAAUCUUGGCCUUGCAAAUGCAGCGGAGUCAGGCAGCCUUGGGGCCCCAGGAUUUGCGACUCCUGUGUGGUGCCAACCUACAACCGAAGUGGGGGAGAGAUCCCCCACUCCUCCCACCGCCAGUGGCACCACCACUGCCACCACUUCCAGGCUUCACAGAGCCACAGCUUCCUGGAACAAUGACCAGAAACCUGGGCCUACACCCACACUUCCUCCUACCCACAUCGGACGUGCUGGGCCCUGCACCCUACGAUCCUGGGGCUGGCCUGGUCAUUUUCUAUGAUUUCCUGCGGGGCCUUGAGGCUUCCUGGAUUUGGGUGCAACUAAGGACUGGCUUGGCACGCGAUGGACAGGAUACAGGAGGGACCACAACAUUGCCCCCAGCCAUUUGCCUGCCCCCACCUCCUGCUCCCGGGCCCAUGGGCAACUGUGCUAUCCUUGCCAGCAGGCAGCCUGUGCCCAGACUGCCACCCUCACCAUCAGUAUCUUUGGUCUGUGAGCUGCAGGUCUGGCAGGGGCUGGCAUGGGCUAGGGCAUCACAGCCAAAGGCUUGGGUCUCACUUGGGCUAUUUGACCAAGAUCAGCGGGUGCUAAGCGGCCGCUGGCGCCUCCCACUUCGGGCCCUUCCUCUGGACCCCAGCCUUAGCCUCAGGCAGCUGAAUGGGGUUCCUCAGGCAGGUCAGGCUGAGCUCUUUCUGCGGCUGGUGAAUGCAAGAGAUGCAGCUGUCCAGACACUGGCAGAGAUCAAUCCAGCAAGUGCCCAUGAGUACCAGUACCCACCUCCGGUGUCGAGCACAUCUUCACUGGAAGCCAACUUCCUCACCCCUACAGUUGGCUUUGCUGAUCCCCCACCUCGUACAGAAGAGCCCCUCAGUGGAGUCAAGGAUAGAGAUGAGGGUUUGGGCCCUCACCACAGUUCUGACUUGCCCCCAGUGAGUUUCUGAACCCAAGUGAAUGUGGGGAUGAGCAUCUGAACAUGCACAGGACUGGGGCCUAUUUCCAGACCUAGCUUUUACUACUCCGUGUUCUGACAUCGGGUCUAGAAGCAACUAGCAGCUGAGUACAGAAUACGAGCUCCAACCAGUUUUACCACCUCCCAUAAGUCCUUUUCUGUACCUCGUUUUUGUAAAACAGGCUAAGGAUUAAAUGAGUUUGUCAGGUA
Messenger RNA from Rhinopithecus roxellana (golden snub-nosed monkey), 2957 nucleotides. It is a transcript of the gene CCDC17, whose product is annotated as coiled-coil domain containing 17. The record is from RefSeq and is a predicted model, not a curated record. NCBI's taxonomy places the organism in Eukaryota, Metazoa, Chordata, Mammalia, Primates, Cercopithecidae. The coding region runs from base 892 to 2739 and encodes 615 amino acids. The transcript is spliced from 13 exons.